AUGAGCUUGCUGUUGGGUAGGUUGGCUCCCUUGGUUCCCUUGGCAUGGUCUGUGGUCUAUCUGUCGACAAUUGUGUUUGUUGUUCGGCUCUCUGUGAGGAAGAAAUAUGUUCGAUUGUCAACACCCAUCAUUUGCACUGCUGGUGGCAAAAAGGAAGGACUGCGCUAUUACAAGAUGGGGUCAGCUGUUGCAUCUCCACUCCAGGCACUAACUGCAGUUCUGUGGGGCGAGGCCGUGACUGGAAAGCUGAAAAAGACUCUGGGUUCUUCGGAAAGUAUCACUGAAGACGAUUUGAAACGAGUUCAGAUCGGAACAAUCUGUGGCAUGUUUUCCGCUGUCUUUGCUUACUUGACAGCCCACUUUAGUAUCUUGACACAUGAAGCCAUCCACGACGUUGUCUUUGUCCUUUGUAUGAUCUUUGGAUGGAUAUGGUGCAUCGCCGUAACCUACUACACCAACAACAAUUCGCCAGCCACCAGGGCCCAUCACAACCUUUUCGAUGUACGACGGUUACUGCUGUGCGUCAACUGGAUUUGCAUCCUAUCCGCAGCUCUACUAAUGGAAUAUGGAAGACGUAUCAAACAAAAACUGAAGAAAAAACAACAAUUUUUUGACAAAGACAACUUUUGGGCCGAGCCAGACUCUGGUGUUGCUUCCUCAAGCCGAGGGAAAGUGGAUACUCUUCUUCCUUGGGAUCCUUGUAUCCAGCGUGCGGCAAUUCUCUCCUACGUUGCACUUGCUGCAUUCGUCGGAUUGGUGAUCUCCACGACUGUCGAAUUACAACAACAAUCGUUCCAGGAUGCACAAUGA
This is a messenger RNA of Seminavis robusta, 810 nucleotides long. Lineage: Eukaryota; Bacillariophyta; Bacillariophyceae; Naviculales; Naviculaceae. The record is from the annotation of a GenBank genome assembly.